Messenger RNA from Drosophila arizonae, 1704 nucleotides. Its product is annotated as luciferin 4-monooxygenase-like. Gene Ontology annotation, molecular function: long-chain fatty acid-CoA ligase activity. Lineage: Eukaryota; Metazoa; Arthropoda; Insecta; Diptera; Drosophilidae. The record is from RefSeq and is a predicted model, not a curated record. Gene Ontology annotation, biological process: fatty-acyl-CoA biosynthetic process; long-chain fatty acid metabolic process.
CCAGCAUCAUGUCAUCAGUCACGAUAGUCAACUAGCUGCGUUCGGAAUGCCUUACAAGCCGGAAAACACUUACGAUGCAGACCGCAGAAUAUGGAGUGGACAAGAAGAACGCCACUAUUUUGCUCCAGAGCUAUCAAUAGGGGAGAUCAUCUUCCAUGAGAUGCGACGCCAUCCGAAGCUCAUAGCUCAAAUAUCUGUCACUGAAAACACUGUGUUAACACGGGAGGAACUCCACUUAAACUCGAUGUGUGUGGCCAGCUAUCUGAGAUCCUUAGGAUUAUUGCAGUCGGAUGUUGUCGGAAUCAUCGCGCGGAAUACCACACAUAUUUUUGCCGUGACCUACGGAUGCUUCUUCAAUGGAAUUCCCUUUCAUGCCCUCAACAUAUCAUAUGAGCAGGCGACUAUCGAAAAGUUGUUCAACAUAACAAAGCCAAGUAUUAUAUUUUGCGAUGGCGAGGACUACGAAAAAGUGAAAGCAGCUACGGCUAAGCUAGAAGUGAAGAUCGUUACAAUGCGCAACCAUCAGAUGGGCUCUAUUAGUAUUGAUGAGGUAUUGGCCACCCCUGUGGAAGAGAACUUCAAGCCUGCUCACCUCGAACAGGGAAAUCUUCAAACUCUCGCCAUUCUCUGCUCUUCGGGAACUACGGGCACUCCCAAAGCAGUGACCAUCACGAACAGCCGAAAGAUUCUUAACACUAGUCCCGACCUAACCACUGCGGACGUUCAGUACACGCAUAGCACUUUAGACUGGGUGACUGGUCUACUUACAACGGUUACCUCUGGGGUUUACAGUACAAAACGAAUCAUAGCUGAUAACCCAUUCGAUCCGGCGCGUUUAUUGCAAAUCAUUGCGGAGCACAAGGUGACGUGGCUUAUACAGGCGCCUUCGCACCUGGCUAUGACAGCAAACUGCCCGGAAUUCGAGAAAGCUGAUUUGCUUAGCAUACGAGCCUACCUAUAUGGAGGUGGUCGCUGCUCCUUGGAGGCGCAGCAUAAAAUAAGGAGUCGAUUGCGCCACGAUUGUAUGCACUUGGCCUACGGGUUCACGGAAGUCGGAAGUGCGGUGUCCAAAAAUGAUCACUUUGAUAAAAAACCCAAUUCAGUUGGUCGUGUGAUGGAUGGCUUCAAGUUAAAGAUAAUCGAUGAUCAGGGAAAGCCGUUGGGACCGAACGAGGUGGGCGAGGUGUGCGUCUACUCUGGUCAGUAUUGGCCUGGUUACUAUGGCAACCCGAAGGAGUCGCACUCAGUGCGGGACUCGGCCCUGUGGUUUCACAGUGGCGAUCUGGGCUACAUGGAUGACGAUGGCUUCCUCUACAUAGUGGAGCGGAAGAAGGAGAUGCUGAAGUACCAGAACAUCAUGUAUUACCCCCACGAAAUAGAAGACGUGAUUGCUCAGAUGCCCCAAGUGGCAGAGGUCUGUGUCUUUGGCAUCUGGAAUGAAUACAAUGGUGACGAGGCCGCCGCUGCUGUCGUUAAAAAGAUCAGAUCCACCCUACACGCACAGGAUGUGGUAGACUUUGUGAAACAACAUACCAGUGCCAAGUACAAGCAAUUGCAUGGAGGAGCCAUCAUCGUGGAUGAAUUAAAGCGAACUGCCAAUGGCAAGACCAACCGUCAGGCCACAAAGGCCUACUUUCUCGAGGUUAAAGAUAGAAAUUAAAGAGUUGAGGCCUAUUUUUAAUGGGACUAGUUUAAGUUGAAGUG